GUCUUCGACCUAGUGUUCUGACCGCAGACUUUCCCGCCAGAAUACAGAAAGAUGGAGGCACAAAAGCGACCUGUUCAGGAAUCUAACAGUAGUUCUUCAUCUCAGCUUUGCUGCAGUGAAAGAAGCUCGAGCACCAAAUUAGCGGAGAGUGCGAAGUUGAGAAUGGACACUUUCACAUUGUGGCAGCGCUUAAGUCCAACUCCACAAUCUCUGUGUACUGUCGGCUUUUAUUAUACCGGUAACCACAAUGGCGACGAAGUGAGAUGCAGUUAUUGCCUGCGGACUGUAAGCAACUGGGCAAGGACACGUAUACCGGUACCUUUUAUGGAGCAUUACUGUGUCCAGCAAGAAUGCCCAUUUGUGCAAAAGUUCGGUCCCGUGGUUUCUAAUCUUCCUUCAAUGAUGGACCAUUCCUUACACAAUCCCUACUAUUCACAAUUCAUCAACAGGGAGCAUUCAUUUGCUGGGAAAGAAAGUAUGUUUUUACCAAGCACUAGUUCACUAGCGCUAGCUAAAGCAGGAUUUUACUACACGGGACCCGGUGAUAUGGUUCGAUGUUUCUCUUGCGGCAUCAAACUUAAAAAGUGGGAGAGGUAUGAUAUUCCAGUGGGAGAACACUAUAAAUGGUCUCAUGAUUGUCUAUUCCUAAACACGUUACUGCUGAAAAUGACCACUGUCAUUGAAGUAAGAAAGGAAGACAGUUUUAAUCAAGCACCGACGGGAGAGAGAAAUGCAUCUCAGCCGUGUUCUACCCUUCCCACCAGAAUUGCAAUUCCUGCAAAUGAUCCAGGUGAAGAACGCGUCCAUUCAAUAGCAAAUUAUCUGAGACAGCCAGGCAGCUCUAAACAAAAGUCUAGAAAUUUAAUUACAUUGUUGGCCAGUCCCAAAGUUCAGAGAGUUCUGUGCAGGACUAAGUCGAAAUCUCUAGCACUGCAAAUUCUUCAGAAGUACCUGUCGUCUUACCCUAAUGACACAUGGACAUCAGAGGAACUCCUUUUAGCUGUUAGGGUGGCAGAGGUUUACACAGCUGUUCCUGACGAAAAGCGUUUACAAGAUGGACAAGAAUCACAUGGGCUAUCAGUGCGCGAGAAUUCCGACGACCAGUCAACUGUCUUUUUACCUUGUGGUCACCAGCAGGAUAAUCAAGACUGCCCAAUUUGCAGAAAUAGCAAAUAAGUUCUUUUAACUUAUCAAGAACAAUAUGGAAAUAGACACAAAACAUCUUGGUGUUAAACAAAAGUCCCGAGGUAUUGGCCUUAGUCCCCACACUUUUACGGGCAUAAUUUUUCGCGCCAGUAUUCAUUAAUUCUAUUCUAUUCACUGAUCGAAAUAACGGCCUGCCCGCGGCUGGUAAUUCUAAUCUAUCACUCACUGAAAUUUACUUUGCCAUGUCUUGUUUUGAUAAUAAAGUUUAUGAAAGCGAGAUGCGAGUUUGUUAUCGAUGUUUUCUAUUUAUGGACUAAGACUAGUAAUUAUUUCCCCUUAUUUCAUGAUGGACGAAUGUAGUGCGAGUUAUAAAUAGACAAUUUUUCCCUUAAUUUUUUUCUCCCCUCUUCCUGCAUUUUUGGGUUGACUUUUUGGUCUAGAAUUGGAGAAAAGGGAUCAAAUUUGCAAUUUCAUAGCAGUUUUGGGUAAUACUGAUGAUAUUACAGCGGAGGGAUAGGGGGUGUAAAGUGUCUUUCUGCAGAGCAGUCAUUGUGUCGGAAGUGAGAUUUUCACCCCAGUCAACUUCAAAUCCGUGUAGCAAAAAAUCUAAAUGGUCAACCCCCUACAAAAUUAUGAUGAGGAGAUUGCCAAAUGUUGUCCCCAUUGUGCCUAUAAAGAUUGGAACCAACGGAAUGUUGAGAAAAAAGCUACAGCCUGUGAUGUUACAGCCAUUUAACAUUGAAGUCAAUGGGCAAAUAAUUGCUAGUCUGAGUCCUUAUAACAGUGACAGAUCUUCAGUCUGUGAAGAUAAGAAUUUACUCUAGUGUAUCUGCCUAAAUUUAAGUUAUCUGUGCCGUGAUUGGCCAUACUUAGUAACAUGGAACAAUAAAGACCAAUCAAAGCUAGUGUUACAAUCACGUUUAGGUUAUCAAACAAAAUGGCGUCGUAAAUACCUAUUAGAAUGUCACAAUUAAAGAUUUUUAGUUUUUUAUCAAACUCAAACAUAAAAGAAAAGACCCAAAUUGAAAAAGACAUUGAGGAAAAGGAUAAAGAAUAUGAAAAUAAUAAAAGAAAUAGGACGUAUCAAAUUAAGUGGCAGAUAGAAUUUCCGUGGCUGAUAACCGACAAAGAAUCCCAAGCAAAGAUUCCUGCAUCGUAUGACAGAUACAAACGUGUCCCAUUCGUGCUUGGGUGCAGCAAUUUAAAACAUGACGCACUCAAGACACAUAACUAGUCAAUUGGCCAUACAAGGGCUGUGGAAUUCAGGAAAACCAAAGAAAUGAAACCGGGUGAAUCGCCGGCUGAGCGAUCCAUGGAGAAAUUAAAUGCAAAGGCAUUCAAAAACCUAAAAAUUUUAAUCAGCAAUUGCCAUGCUUUGGCCAAAAACUCUCGUCCUUUCACAGACUAUGUAUGGCAACGACAAAUAGAUGCCCGAAAGGGAAUUGAAAUAGGGUCAGCAUAUGCAUCAGACAAAUCUGCUGCUUUAUUUACUGCAGCAAUUGCAGAAGUUGAAAAUAUCAAAAUUGAACAGCAAAUCAAAGAUGCAAAAUUCUUUUCUGUAAUGAGUGAUGGGUCAACAGAUGUCAGCACUCAGGAAAAUGAAAUUGUGUACAUCCGAUGUGCUAUUAGAGGUACAGCCUUGUAUUUUUUGUGAAACUUGUCCAUGUCAAAAAGGCAGAUUCACAAGGAAUUUACCAACCUCUCGUGAAGGCAAUGAACAUGUUCAAGGACAUAAACAUUCAAAGCAAGUUGAUUGCUUUCGGUUGCGAUGGAGCCUCAGUUAAUACUGGAAAGAAAAAUGGGGUGAUAGUGAAGCUUCAACAAAACAUUUCACCUUCAAUUGUAUUGGUUCACUGCAUGGCCCACCGAUUGGAAUUAUGUUUCAAGACAGCAAAACAGUAUGCAGAUGUGAUAAAAAUGCUUCAACUUGUGUACUCAUUCUACAAAGGCUAUCUUCAAAGUUUUCUUACCUUGUUGUUGGUUUUGUUCUUGUUGGUUUACAGUUAACUGAGUGGACCAACAUUUUGUGUCAUCUACAAGUUAAAGGUCAAUGCUGAAAGAGUCUUUCGAGUCCCUUGGAAUAGCUCCAGUGAUGCCAACGAGGAUUGGUGGCACCAGAUGGGUGGGCCAUGCCGUCACAGCUUUGCAGCAGCUGUGGAAAGGAUAUCCAGCUAUUUUUCAGCACACUGGACAGGCAGCAGAGCAUGGCAGUGGUGCUGACAGUUCAGCUCAGACAAAAGCUAAGUCCCUCUUCAAGCUCCUGACACAGCGCUCAUUAAUUGUUUUGCACAUUUCCUUAAUGAUGUACUAAACGCACUCAGCAAGCUGUCUGCAGAGCUACAGAGGAGGAAUGUAACCAUUCAUGAGUGCAGUGAGCAGAUAGAGGCUACCAUUGCAACCAUGGAACAGAUGAAAGAAAAACCUGGAUUUCAUCUACGUGCUGUGCAGUUGAUGAAGAGUUUUCAUGGCCAUCAGCUGUCUGGGGAGUCUGUUUCGUCGUCCACGCUGACCAAGGUGCUGAAUCAAGUCAUUGAAUCCAUGUCAAAUCGAUUCUCAGACAUCAGUGAUACACUCCUUUCAGCGACUUCCAUUGCAGAUUUGAUGACAUGGCCAGAUUUUGGAGCAGACAAACUUCAGGCCAUUACAGACUACUACCGAGACUUUCUUGCCCAAAGGUGUGAUAUUGAGUUACAGCUUGUUGACCCGGAGUGGAUGAGUCUUAAAACCAAGAUCUACAAGCCACAAGCCUUGUGAGCUGUCCUGGAAUAUUAUCUGGGAUCUCUAUUGAGAGAGACACAGCAACUGCCUACACAUGAUGGAUCUCAAGCUAGCCCUACCAGCCGCAACAGCUGAGUGUGAGCGUGGAUUCUCUCAGCUUAAAAUUAUUAAAACAGACAUAAGAAACAAGCUCAGCUUCUCCACAGUGUCAAACCUAUUGACCAUACAGUUAAAUUCUGAAGCGGUGGAGAAGUAUGACACAACACAGGCCAUCCACCACUGGCUGAGAGCCAAGCCUCGCAGGACCAUACACCUUCAAAAGGACCUUUCAUGUUCUAACUCCUGCCGACGCCAUUGACCUUGAAAGUAAUGAAAGAGUAGAAGUAGAGGCUCAAGCUGCCAAGGCAGCAGGCACUGAAGAGUGUGCAUCCUCUGAUGAUAGUUACUAUGAAGAUUCUGUAGUCUCUGACUACUCUGACAUUGAUAUGUAAUCUCUUAGUUAGAGCCUGGCUGAUUAAAUAACGUUUGAAACAGUGAUGCAUUAUUCUAGUUUUUUUGUAAGAUAUGUUACAAAAUGUGGGCAGGCAACAUUCUAGAUGAGCAGGCAACUUUUAUGGGUCACCUGCCCGACUGGCAGGUUAAGGUUGAAAGUUAUUUCAAUCACUGGUUCUAUUACUUAUAUUUGUAAUGUUUUAUUUUUGUAAGCGGGAUUAUGUGUUAUAUAACUUAUUAAAAUUUAGAAAAUGAA
Molecule: messenger RNA, 4612 nt
Organism: Patella vulgata (common limpet)
Lineage: Eukaryota; Metazoa; Mollusca; Gastropoda; Patellidae
Product: baculoviral IAP repeat-containing protein 3
Exons: 7
Coding region: 52-1176 (374 amino acids)
Biological process (GO): regulation of cell cycle
Cellular component (GO): nucleus; spindle microtubule; cytoplasm
Source: RefSeq, a predicted model, not a curated record